This is a messenger RNA of Aphanomyces astaci, 297 nucleotides long. RefSeq lists its product as hypothetical. Bases 1 to 297 code for a protein of 98 amino acids. NCBI's taxonomy places the organism in Eukaryota, Oomycota, Saprolegniomycetes, Saprolegniales, Verrucalvaceae. Gene Ontology annotation, molecular function: nucleic acid binding. The transcript has 2 exons. The record is from RefSeq and is a predicted model, not a curated record.
AUGUCGGAACCACGUUUCAGCGCGAAAUCGAACUGGUUAAAGCCAAGGCUCACGGACGCCAACAUCAAGCUGCGCCUGGAGUUUGCAAUGUCCUUCCUUCGGUCUGGGCCUGGUGAUCGUCGAGUGUUUUCCGACAUGCAUGAUAUCGUCCAUGUAGAUGAAAAGUGGUUCUACCUCACCAAGAACAAGAACGUGUAUUACAUUUACGACGAUGAGGUGCUGGCCAUUCGGUCGGUGCAAUCCAAGAGCCACAUUACCAAGGCCUCGGUACGACUUCGCCCGCCGAGAAAUGUUUGA